Messenger RNA from Monomorium pharaonis (pharaoh ant), 4988 nucleotides. Its product is annotated as adenylate kinase 9. The transcript has a single exon. Gene Ontology annotation, biological process: UDP biosynthetic process; CDP biosynthetic process. Gene Ontology annotation, molecular function: ATP binding; UMP kinase activity. Gene Ontology annotation, cellular component: cytoplasm; nucleus. Lineage: Eukaryota; Metazoa; Arthropoda; Insecta; Hymenoptera; Formicidae. The record is from RefSeq and is a predicted model, not a curated record. Bases 824 to 4864 code for a protein of 1346 amino acids.
AUCCUGAUAUACUCUGUACGGUGUGAAUCUCGUGAGUGACGUCAUGAAAAUUUUAAGUCUCGAGUCUCCUCAAACCCUCUUUCCCGCGUUCCUGUGAUAUUACAUCAUUAAAAUGUAACCGAGUUAUUUAACGAUAACUUUUUUUAUUAAUCUUAUUCACAAUUUUGUUAUUAACUUUUUUAUUAAUAAUCAACUGAACUUUUUACUUUAAAUUGCAUAUGUAUUUACCAUCAUAGUGAAAUUGUAAUUUGCGUAUAUAGCGCAUGUAAUAUAAACCUGCGGUGAUGUAAGAAGAAAGGUGAAUUAUUCCCAAGAAUGCACAGUAUCAACCAAUCAUGUUUGAAUAAAUACCAAAAAGCAAAAUGACUAUACUUAUACGGUCGAUUACUAAAAGGUUGCAACACUUUAUUUUUUGAAAUAGAUUUUGAAACGCAACCCCGCUUGUAGGGCGGUUGUACGUUAUUGAUUAAAUCCAUAAGUGAAAAUCAAUCUUCGACGAACAAGCUACGUUUCGACACUCAAAAAGUGUUGCAAAAAAAUUUGCAACCUUUUAACAAUGUAUAUAUUAACACAUUAGAUCGUUUUUCUAAAUAUAAUUGGCUGCUUUAUUGUUUACUCUUACCUUGCAUGCGCAAUGUUUUAUCCCUUUCUUCUUACAUCAUGAUGUAAAUACAAAUAUACGUAUCGCACUCUAAUUUAUUGCACCAGUGUAGCAGUGCAGCGAAAGCAAACUGACCUUCCAUUUCGAUUUCGCUUGUUUAACCUUGCUUCGAUAUGCAGUCUCGUGACAAAUUGUCGAAGUUACUGUUUAAUUGCCCCAAAAAUGUGCGAUGAACUUCUAGAAAAGUCCGGGGAGAAUCAUACCGAGAAAGUUUCCGUCGACGGGUCGUUUGUCACGAAAAAGAGCUCUCUGGAAUUGAUCGGAGAUUCUUAUUGUGCGCCAGGGACUUCUGCAAACGUACGGUUUUCAAUCGUCUAUCCAAAGGCUAAUUUGUAUUACGCUUUUGCCGAAGAUGUACAUCCGACGAAAAGAAUCGCCGCCGUUUCUGAGCUUUUCGAAAAGGGUGAGCUUUUAUCGCAAGCUUUGCCUCGCGACGAACUUUUUGCGGAUCAAGAUCCUUAUUUGAGAGACAAAGCUGUUAAUCACUAUCUUAGAACUGACCCACUGAGUUUCAUUAUUUUCGGGAAACCUGGAUUAGAUCAUGACAACGUGGCAUCGGCGAUAGCUGAUGCCUGGAACUGCGCUUUAAUUUCACCCACCACGCUAAUCCGAGAAGAGAUUGAUGCCGGGACUGACAAGGGCCGAUACGUGGAUAAAAUUUUACGGCUCGGUAAAUCUAUAGGGCCGGAAAUUCUUAUGAAUUUGAUGCGCCGCAGAGUCCGGAUGAGAGAUGUCAAGCACAGAGGUUACGUCAUUGGCUGUUUACCGUUUAUUUCUGGCGACGUUAGCUCAGAUCAUUCCUCGUACUCCAGUCCUGUCUUGGAUGCAAAUGGCAUUUGCUCAGAAGAGUGCGAAAACGCGGCAGUUAAAUCCCACGAAGAUCGGGUGACACUCGAUAAUUCAGGUUGCAAGAAGCAAUUUGAUUAUCAGCGAGAAGUUUCUCGACAGAUCGACGAGGUAUUUGCCGUAUGGCCGACAAGACCUUUGAUAAUUAUUUAUCUCGUGUGUCCGAAGCAGGAUGUCGCGGGUGAAUAUGCGCGCCAGCGCGCGAGCCGUCUCGCAGGCGACAUUUUUGACGAGAACAAGUUUACGCAAUCAUCUGAAUCAAAAUACGACACCUCGGAAUCGGACGGCUCGUUCGAGUUCUCUCAAAUUUUAAACGAAUCUGAUCGGGGAUUGGUGAGGUUAAUAUCCGACAAUAUUGAGGUACAAUGUGAUCUUUAUGAACGAUUGGCGUUGCCAGUAAUCGACAAGUGGAUCCUCUCGCAUGAUCCUCAGCGUGUAAUCUGCGUGGACGGUCGCAGCUCCGUACAACGAAUACUUCAAAUCCUUGAAACCCGCUUGAAUACUUUGGCAUUACCGGCGAUUCUUCCGAGAGAAAUGACCGAACGGGGCAACGACGCGCGUUUUCCAGGAACAUCUCCGGAGAUGAACCUGAGCGACGAGUUCGCGAAGGAAUCCGCUGAAGAGGCUUUCGUGAUUCUCAGGCGGAGGGAAGUCGUGUCUCUCAGAUUCCCCUGGAGACUUUCCGCGUGGAAGUUUUACUGCCCUGUCGAGCUGGCUCAAGGACGAACCGUUGAGGGACUCCCACGGCACGCGGUACGAUUUCUGGAUAGGCUCUUUUUCCUCUCCUCUCGGAAAGCCAAGGACCUGUUUAUCGAAAAUCCGAGAACUUUUUUAUUGCCGCCGAAUCCGCGGCCGACCUGCAAGAUGGCGGUGUUUGGACCGAAAUACGCCGGUAAAUCGGUACUUAGCGCAAGAUUGGCGGAGGUUUUCGGCGGAACGGUGAUAAAUGUCGGUGAAAUUGUGAGCGAUCUGGUUAAGCAGCGCGAAAAUUAUGUGUUGCACGAGAAUGAUUCGAAUAUACGAGACUCGCUGAAGCUCAACGACAUAGCGAUCGACGAGAAGAUUGACAUUAUUGUACAGAACAUCAGGCGAAUACCUGAUGAGAAGUUAGAAGACGAGCUUCGAAGAGACGGCGGAUACGUUGUCGAUGGUAUGUGCGUGGAUGUUGAAGUCUGGCGAAAAAUCGUUGAGGCUAACAUCGCUUUCGAAGACAUCAUCGUUUUGUUUGAAGAAGAGCCGUACGCCUACCUAGUGAAUAAAUUCCGCAUCUCCUCUUGCUUUGAUGAUUCUAUAGAAGACAUGGAAGCGGAUCGCGAAGAAGAACGAAGAAUAUUGCAUGAAGAUGCGGAAUGGGAGUACCUUGAACAUUUGACGCGAUUUGAAUCGGAAUGGACGAAGUUCGAGGGAGAAAUUCCUGAAUUUAAAGGAAACGUGAUAAAGUGUAAUCUCGCGGCUGUCGAGGAUGUAGCGGAAUACGUGAUAAGUCACAUUAAACGUCGUUUCGAUGUCGUAACUACCGCUGCGAACAUCGGGGAGGAAGAUAAAACGAAUGAUACGUCGGAAGAGACGGCAGUGGAGAACGAGGCAAAUUUCGCCGAUAAAAAUGCCGAAGAGGGACAAGAGGAAGGUCUCGCGUAUACCAUCGAUCUUACCACAGCCGAACGACUUCUCGCCUGCGGCUACUACUUCCUCAGCUCCUUCGGACGAUGGUGUCCCGUGCAAAUGUACAGCGGCGCGUUGCCAAUUUCAAUGUUCCUGCCGAUGAGAUCCCGCGGUCAGAUCUUUCCAGUCGUACGAGGUCCUUAUGUUUAUUUCCCUGCGGGCGAAGAGGCUCUCUCCGCAUUUCUGAACGAGCCCUCGAAGUAUCUCACACGGAGGGAUCACCUCCAUGCUGCCCUUCCCUUCCCGCUUCUUCCGCUUCGAAUCUCCAUCAUCGGGCCGCCGAAAUGCGGAAAGACAACGUUGGCUGAUCGCUUCGCGAAAACGUACGGCAUGAAGGUGAUCACUCGCGGCAAGGCGUUGCGCCAUAUGUUGAGGUACUACCCUUGGACCGAAUCGGCACGAACAAUCGAGGAUCAGCUCCGAGCCGGCCAGUCCGCUUCGAUCGAAUCUGUGGCGCGUGCCGUUCAAAUGCUCUCCAUAGGACCACGCGCGGCAACUCAGGGCUACAUUCUAGUCGGCUGUCCCUCGAAUCGUAAGGAAACCGAACAAUUAACUGUCUUAGGAAUACAACCGAUGAUUGUGCUUGAUCUCAAGGCGGAUCUGGAGUUCUGCCUCGAGUGCCUUUCUCGGAGUAACGACGGCACGAAGAGUCCGUUGAAGCUUCCCGCCGGUUUGCUGUCGCGACGCUACGAGGCCUGGCAAACGGAUCAGGCGAGUUUUCGAGACUGGCUGAAAGAAUUCUCGCGGAACGUCGUCGAAUUGGACGCAACCAAGAGUAAGUGGCACGCGUGGACUCGCGCCGAUCACGCGGUACGUUCACGAUUUGCCGAUAUCUCGCUUUACUUCCGCGAAGCGAACCUGGACAAGGUCCACAGUCUAAGGCAUAUGUGCGUGUCACCGUACGAGUUUCGAUCGCGGCAGAGCCGAUUCGAGUCGUAUUGUCCCGUUUGCUUGUUCCGCGAAAACACGUUGAAGAUGUUGGCCCGUUCAUCGGCGACCGGUCAGGGAAUGGUCCAGUUCAGGGAAUAUUUCUACUGGAUCUGCCCGCGACACGUGGACGCCUUCGUUAAGGACCCGCUGCCUUAUCUUUCACCCGUUACCAUGUCUCUCGUCGACGAACGACCUCGGAUAUUGCGAGAGACAGUCGAUAGAGAGCACCCUUGUUGGGCGCGUCGUCUCCAGGUCGACGGGCUGUGUCUGGUAACGUACGUCGAUGGCCUGCCGGAUUGUAAACUGACGCCGGGCAGAGUCGACCUGGGUGUUAUCCUCCAAGAUAAGGUGUAUCUCUUCUGCGGCGAGGAGUGCCGCGAAAAGUUUCUUGCGCAGCACGAUAAAUACUCCGAGACGGUUAUCGCGUACCCUCGCGAACUCCCGCCGACGGGGGAGGAGUUGCCACGUCUGUCGGACCUGGAUUUCCUAAAGCAAACGGUGGCGAAAAUGUUGAUCGAAGCGACGACGCUGGUAGCCGCCCGUCGUCCGAAGAUAUUCGGCCUGUCAGCGGAUGUCAGCGCGGCGAUUUGCAUCGGCGUUCACUUGAAGACGCGCAACCGCGUGACCGAGGGCGCGACCGAGGUGGAUAUUUACGAGGCCGCGAGCAAGCGAAUCGCGGGGCGAAACCGAAUUAUAGAGAUCGUCACUGAUACCAUGAAGAAGAAGCUCAAUCCCUAUGUAUACGUGCCAGAAAUUUCCGAUUAAAUAUCUCAUUAUCGUCGUACGUUUAAUCAUAAUUAUAAUUAUAACCAAGUCGUUGAAUAUCUGUAUGUUUUGUUGUUAAUCGCCCUUGCAUCGUCAAGAAUUCAAGCUAUCUGAUUUUCUUUUU